Molecule: messenger RNA, 381 nt
Organism: Ostertagia ostertagi
Lineage: Eukaryota; Metazoa; Nematoda; Chromadorea; Rhabditida; Trichostrongylidae
Source: the annotation of a GenBank genome assembly
AAGAUUCCAUUACAUGAUGCUGUUGACAAAGGACAGGUUUGCCGCGUUAUUCGAUUGCUCACCUUCCACUCACCGGUGAAUGCAAUUGAUCGGAAUGGUAAUACUCCAUUGUCGCUGGCAUACACGAAAAAUCAUGCGAAGAUGGUGAAGAUAUUGCUACAAGCUGGCGCAGCCUUCCACUCGUUGGAAAGCUCAGAGCGGAGAAAACCGGAAAACCUUCGAAAGCGCCGUGCUUACGAGGUGCUUUCUAAGCACUCAAGAAUAAUCUCGAGUCAACUGCAGAGAGCUCGUAGGAAAGUAUACAGGUUACUAACAGAAGUACGAACAGCGUCGCCGUGUUUUCUCGCCCCGUUUGCGGAUGGGCCAAAUUUUACGUUUAAC